This is a messenger RNA of Lactuca saligna, 2187 nucleotides long. NCBI's taxonomy places the organism in Eukaryota, Viridiplantae, Streptophyta, Magnoliopsida, Asterales, Asteraceae. The record is from the annotation of a GenBank genome assembly.
AUGUUGUAUAUGGAUAAAACUCAUGAAAAGACUUCAAUAGCCGAACGACUAAUUGAAAGAAGAAAAUCAUUGAAGCUUAUUGAUGAAUCAGCCAAUACAACAGCAAAAGCCAAAGAAAAAAAAGUGACAAAGAUUAAAGAAGGAAAACGGAAGACGAAUAGUGGGGACAAUCGUGCAGCAAUAAAGAAACAAAAAACCGUGAAAGAGCAAAAGACUGUGAAAGAUAUAUUGAAGGAGUUGCCUUCAAUAAACACUAGAUCGACACCUGGAUUGAUGACAGAUGUUGUAAGUUCUUUGACAUCAGAACAAAAAGAUUGGGUGAAACGGAUGGGAUUUAAAGCCUUUUUGAAGAUCAACAUUAAGAGUAUUCCCUUAAAACUUUGCCAUUUUGUGCUUAAUCAUUAUGAUGAAGGCACAAACAGUAUUCUGAUUAAAGGAAAAAGAAUAAAGAUCACAAAGGAAAAAAUUCAUAAAGUGUUUGGUUUACCCAAAACUGGAAAAAGCUUAUUUGAUUUGGACAAGGUUAGUGAAGAUCAUCAAGUGUUUGAUGGAUGGAUGAAGGAACUUGAAGAUGGAAAGGCAAAUGCAACAAACUACAAGAAGAUUAUUCAAAAAUCCGAACAAGUGGAUAUGAAUUUCAAGCUGGGUUUCAUAGCUUUAUUCGUUAAUACGUUUGCAGAAUCCAUUCCUAUGGGGACAAACAACUUAGUUCCAGUUAGAGCACUUGUUGAAGUAGAUGACAUUUCUAAAAUCGAUUGGUGUGCAUAUUUGUUGUACUGUGUGAAAAAUUCAAAAGGGAGAUGGCGUCCAGACAACCCCAAGUGUUAUUAUAAAGGCCCGAUGUUGUUGCUAUUGCUAAUUUACUGUGAUGAAAUUGAAUGCAAGCUCCAAAAAAUAGAACGUAAAACACCAUUAGUUACGAUGUGGACAGCAGAUAAGUUGAAGGAAAGACAAUCUUUUGAGAUUGAAGCUGGUGGAUUUGGGGUUGGGAAUCUAAUUGAACAAAGUUCAAAUUUAGAACUUGAGAAUAAUGAAAAUCAGGUGAAUGAGAAUCAGGACACGCGUAUUGAGGAAUAUAAAGAUAACUUUGAUAAGAUGUUCAAUAAAGUUUCAUCAAUAAAGGAGGACAUGUAUGGAAUUGUUUUUGAUUGUAUAUCAAAGUUCCGAGAUGUCAAUAUAACAAAUGAAUUGAAAGAGAAGUUCAUUAAGUUAUUUUCAGAUCCUAUUUUUUCAAGUGCUGAUAAUCAAAACAAUGAAAACAAAAAAAGGGAUCACAUGAAAGGGUUGAAUCUCAAAAUGAAUGUUCUUUUGAUUCAGGUUCUAAUAAGAUGUGCACAGGAGAAAAAUAGAAUGGAGGUACUUUUUGAAACAAAUACGGGAGAGAUUAUGCAUAGACAGGAUUUUGAGAGCAUGCGGCCUGAACAUGUUAUACAUCAUCGUGUGAUUGAUUCUUGGGCUGCUGUUCUAAAUUACGAGGAACAAAAAUCAAAAAGUAAACCAUACCGCCUGUUCUUCAAUACCAAAAUUAUGAGUUCUGAGUUGUUAGAUGAAACUAAAUCUUUUGACGAGCGUUUUUUAACUUUUGAGACUCGUGUUGAUAAGUUUCUAUCUAAUUUCAAGGCAAAUGUAGAUUUCAAUGAUCUUAAACUCGUGGUUUUCCCAAUACAUAACGGUGAUCAGAUGUAUGCUGUUGUUUUCAACCUAACAUAUCCACAAGUUCAUAUUAUAGACAGCAUACAAACAAAAUCGUUAGAAAAAACUUAUGGAAUGACACCAACAUCAUUAAAAUUGUACUUUAUACGAUAUUUGGAGAAAACUACAUUUAUCAUCAAUAAAAUCAAAGGUUUGCGAUCAACAACAGUGAAGAUGAUGAAAAUUGACUGGAACACAAAGGAGUUGACAACAGAGAAUGGAGCACUUUUAAUGAGACAUAUGGAAAAAUAUUGUGGAGAAAAGCAAGGAAAGUGGAAUGUGGAAAUGGAAAAAGGCAGUGAUGUGCAAGAUGUUCAAUUUGUAAAAUUACGUGCCUUAUAUGCUGUUAAGAUUGCUACACAUGAAAUCAACAACCACAAGGAUAGAUUUAUCAAAGAGGCAAUCGAAUUUGGAAAAUUUGAUCAUGCGACUAGAAAAAAGAUGUUAGAGGAAGGUAUCCAAAGGAUGGAUGAAUUGGAAAUGGGUAGUAAAUAG